Messenger RNA from Blastocystis hominis, 1296 nucleotides. RefSeq lists its product as hypothetical. Bases 1 to 1296 code for a protein of 431 amino acids. Gene Ontology annotation, biological process: double-strand break repair via homologous recombination. Lineage: Eukaryota; Bigyra; Opalinata; Blastocystidae. The transcript has a single exon. Gene Ontology annotation, cellular component: chromosome; nucleus; cytoplasm. Gene Ontology annotation, molecular function: four-way junction helicase activity; nucleic acid binding; 3'-5' DNA helicase activity. The record is from RefSeq and is a predicted model, not a curated record.
AUGAAGACCGUGCUGACGGGACGGAGCGUGUUUUGCAUUAUGCCCACAGGCGGAGGCAAGAGUUUGUGCUACCAGCUGCCCGCUCUCCUCCUCCCGGGAAUCACCGUCGUCGUCUCGCCUUUGAUUUCGCUCGUCCAGGACCAGAUUCGCGGGCUGCAAGAAGUCGGCGUGGAGGUGGGCGCGAUGACGGGCAGCAGUGGCGGCGAGGUCCCGUCCGCUCUGUGGAAUUCGGUGCGAACACGGCAGUUUCCUCGGCUGAAGCUGGUGUACACGACCCCAGAGAAGCUGAACAAGAGCGAGAGCAUGAAGAACUUGCUGCGUGCGCUGAGCUCGCUGGGCUUUCUGUCUCUGUUCGUGAUUGACGAGGUCCACUGCAUGAGUCAGUGGGGCCACGACUUCCGUGUGGACUACAAAGAGCUCGGGAAGGUGCGGUUUGAGUUCUUCCAGAACGUGCCGCUGAUGGCGUUCACGGCAACGGCGACGGUGACGGUAAAGAACGACAUUUUGAAGCUGCUCCUGGUGAACGGGAAGGAGAUCUUGGUGUUCCAGAAGUCGUUUAAUCGGCCGGAGCUCCGCUACGAGGUCCGAUCGAAGAAGAACCAUCGGCAGUUUAUCAGCGAUGUGAGCGCGUACAUUCUCUCGAAGCAGCUGAACAACACGGGGAUCAUUUACUGCGGAACGCAGAUGGCGUGCGAGAAGGUUUGCAAAGACCUGCAAGAAGCGAUGAAGAACGAGGGAUAUGAGAGAAAGAUCGGGUUUUACCACGCGGGAUUGGAGCCGAUGGAGCGGGAGCGGAUUCAGCGAGAGUGGAGCGAGGACCAGCUAAAGAUCAUCGUGGCGACGGUGGCUUUUGGGAUGGGGAUCAACAAGACUGAUUGUCGCUGCUGCCAGAUUCUUAAGUACUUCUCCGAGGUCUUCAAUCGCGAUUUCUGCGGCGUUCCGAUGCACCAGCUCUGCGACAACUACUCGCAGCCCUGCGAUUACGAAGUAGUCGACAUUAUGCACAUUACCAUCGUGCUGGUCCGCCUCCGUUUCCCCUUUUCUCUCGCUAUGAAAGGUAGUGUCCGAAUGCAAAGCGCCGCUGACGACCAACAUGCUGAUUUCAGCCGCUCGCGGACUGCACAGCGGUCUGAAGCCGCACGUGCUCGCGUUUGUGCGGUCUUCAAUCGUAUUACAAAUCAUCUUCGAGGAGAGCGGAUGGAAAUCGAUUCAUAUGAGAGUAGGGAGUUGAUUAAUUUGGAGAAUUCAACGAGAAGCGAGAACGAGAAAGAUAAAGAAGUGUGCAUUGAGAAAUAA